UUUUAAUAUGAAUCAAUAAUAGAAUUAGCAAGAAGGAGUCUCAUUCCCACCUUCAAAGGUUUAACAACCACAAAAAUAGUUUUAAGCCCAACAAUUCGGAUAACUUCCAUAGCCUACAACUCAACCUGCAAUAAACACAUUUGGAAGCAUUCCAUUCCAACCAACCCAAAACCAACCACCAAACCAAACACCAAAUCAAACACCAAACCUACAACCAAAACCACCCUAAACAGCAUUUAAUCCCCAGAAUAAAUUAUAAUAAUAGAACCCUCCACUAAUACCAAAUUAGUAGGCUUAAUCUGCUAUUCCAUAACCUAAUAUCCCUGGUAAUAAACCAAUAUAAUUUUAACCUCCGCAACCCUUUGUUUAGAAUCCCUAAAAUCAACCAAACUUAUAAAAGCCUCAACCUGUGCCCUUCCCAAAGACUGAUAUUAAUAAUAAUAAGCCAAUUUUUCCUCAACCUUAGAAUAACCCUUUUGGAGGAGGAAUGUAAGCUAAUCCCUAGUUUCCCAUAAACAAAUUCCCAUAACAAAUUCCCAAUAUGCCUGCUUCUUAAGUAUUUAAAUUUUCAAUAUUAAUUAGCAAAAGUAUGAACCAUUGAUAGUUAAGGAUGAGUCCGAUAAAAAAAAAUUAGUUGAAAAUUUUACAAAAUACAUAUCAGAAGGAAAUUUUAGCUGGGCUAUUGAAUGUUUGAAGCAAAUCAUAAAUAAUGAUAUCAGAGUAAAAGUAAAAGAUGGAAAAAAUAGUAAUUGAUAUUUUAAACGUGAUAUCCACAUAUAAUAUUAUGAAUAUUAA
Paramecium octaurelia is the source of this 795-nucleotide messenger RNA. The record is from the annotation of a GenBank genome assembly. NCBI's taxonomy places the organism in Eukaryota, Ciliophora, Oligohymenophorea, Peniculida, Parameciidae.